AUGAACAAAUUGCUUUUUGUUGUUGCUUUACUCGUUUGUAUUUUCGUUGAGAGAAGUGUGAGCGAUGGUAAAUUUGAUUUUCCUGCAGAAGCAUGCGUUACUGCUCUAACAGGAAAUUAUGUUGGUUGUUUAGGUGCUCUUGCUCAAUCUAUUUGGACGGUUAGUCAAUGGGGUGACGCUACACCAAUUACUAUUUGUGGCAAUCAAUGUUUAGGUAAUUUGAAAGGAAGAAUUUCAAAACUGAAAUGGAAAUGGGAUGCCAAAUUUCAAUGUCAAAAUAAAGGUCAAGGAAUUCAGGGUGGAUCGACAGCAUUAAGUCGUAAUGGAGCCAUGCAGGGAGCUAUUCAAGACUGGAUUACCAAAGCAGUACAAGUUGGCCAAAUCAAUGCUGCAGAUUUCAAGUGCUAA
Molecule: messenger RNA, 408 nt
Organism: Adineta steineri
Lineage: Eukaryota; Metazoa; Rotifera; Eurotatoria; Adinetida; Adinetidae
Source: the annotation of a GenBank genome assembly